AUGGGUUUACCUGUCAUGCCUUUCGAUCUUCAGCAGCAAAGGAAACAGUACCGUGCACCUUUCAAGGUACAAUUUGUGCAGUGGAAUCCAUGUUCGGAUUUGUUAGCACUAGCAUCUCGAAAAGGCGAAGUAAUGGUAAAAAGAAAUAUGUGGAAGCGAUGUUGGAAGCUGAACUUAUCGGAAGUUGCCGCUUUUCCUGAAAAUCAGUGCAGCAAACCGGCAUGUAUUGAGUCGAUGACAUGGUCACCUGAUGGUGCGAUACUCGCUGUGGCGAUGAGUGAUGGUCAUUUACAUCUGAUUGAAGCGGAACAGGGCGUAGUCAGAUGGUCGAGAAAGUGA
Messenger RNA from Cooperia oncophora, 339 nucleotides. Lineage: Eukaryota; Metazoa; Nematoda; Chromadorea; Rhabditida; Trichostrongylidae. The record is from the annotation of a GenBank genome assembly.